AUGGAGGCAGCUGGGUUGGCCUUUGGGCUUGUUGGAUUAACCACGAGUUUGAUUCAACGGGCAAGGGCCAUCAUCACUUCCCUCAAAGAGGGGGCGCACACCUCAGAUGAAGCUGCGGAUUUUCUUGGCAAAGUCGAACUAUUGAGGGGGACACUCUUGGCAGCCCGUGAUCUUGCGGAGCGAGAGGGUACGGAGGAUGCCAGUGUGCAGACCAUGGUUGCGUUAGCUCGACAAGGCCAGAAUCUAGAGGCUCUUCUCAGCGAACUAGAGAUCAGGGUCAGACGACCAGGGUCUCGUCCUCUUUGGCAACGCUUCAUCCAAGUCAAAGCAUCACAACUAUUGGACGAGAUCGAAGAUAACCGUCGACUCCUCGAUUCGUUACUGGAUAGAUCCGAAAUAUCACAUUCAGCAGAUGCUUUAAAUCACCUUGAUCAGGGAGGCCCCUCUGAGCUUUCUGCCAAAGUUAUCACAGAAUGGUUGGGUGGUCUUGACUUUUCAGACGUGCUUCUACACUUGACGGAAAUAAGCCUUUCCGGAACCGGAUCAUGGUUGCUCGAAGACUCUUCAUUCAAGCGGUGGGUGGAGGAGCCUGGUAUGCCAUUAUGGUGUAAUGGUAAUGCUGGGGCCGGAAAGUCAAUCACAUGUGCAAUGGUGAUCAGCCAUCUCCGCCAAAAGUUCCCCAAGGAAAAGAUUCCUGUCAUAUUUGUCUUUUUCGACUUCAGACAUCAAGAAACGCAGAAACCGACGGAUAUUGUCAACUCCUUGAUUUUACAACUCAUAAGGCAAUCCCACGACAUGUCGAAUACUCUUACUGCGUUAUACAACAAACACAAGUCUUCUUCAAUCUCCCCAAACUUAGAAGAACGUUGGGCUAGUCUAAUAAGUGAGAUUAAUCGGUUUAACCGCGUUUUUAUCCUUUUUGACGCUCUGGAUGAGUACACGCAAGGUCCAGAAGGCUUUCUCGCUGACUUUUAUCAUCUCCUCGAAAUCCCUAACACUAGUAUCUUUGUGACGUCGAGGCCAACGUGUGUGAACAAGACUGCGUUUAAAAGCUUUGAAGUACUCGAAGUACGCGCCCAGGGCUCUGACCUUGAAGCCUAUGUGCGGGAGAGACUGUCUAAAUCAUGGCUGGCAGACCAACCAACCCUUCAUGAUGACAUUGUAAAGGGGAUAAUCGAAAGAUCCGACGGCAACUUCCUCUUUGCAAAGGUUUCCCUUGAUUCUCUGUUGUCUCAAUCAACUAUUAGACAACUGAAGGAUGAGCUAUCCACUCAGCAUAGCCUCAAUGACCUUUAUGGGAUAUGGAUGCAUAAAACCGUUCUUGGUCAAGGCGAUCAGUCUACCCUAGCAUUGGAGGUACUGUUGUGGCUUGCGUAUUCAGUACGGCCACUUACACUGCAUCAGCUCCAAGAGGCCGUUGGGAUCCGGCUAGGGAGCGACUGCUUGGACGACGAUACUUUGCCGUCAAUUGAGGUAGUGUCAGAGAUUUGUUCUGGUCCAAUGUUCAGCGAACCAUCCAGGCCACAAAUAGUUCUGGCACAUAAAUCGGUCAAUGAGUACCUUCGAGAGUUCCUUCCAACAGUCAUGUCAGUCAUACCUGGCCCUAGUGAGCCAGAGGCAUUUAUUGCCAAGAAGUGUCUCACAUGUCUUUGCUUCAAUGCCUUUUCUCUCAAAGUUCCCACUGAGCCAGGGGAACUCGAGGCCAGACUGGCCCAAUAUUCCAUGCUGGGUUAUGCUGCAAGGUACUGGGGAGAACAUGCACAGCGAGUUAUGUUUUCAAACAUAAUGAGCGAUAUUAUGGCUCUGUUCAACUCAAGCCAUAAUACUCUGUCUGCUGGGUUGGUCAUGUCAACCUAUGAACAGCACCCGAGCCACUAUGAACGAGCAUAUCAAGGCAUGUUGGGCUUACACAUAUCGGCGUACUUUGGCCUGACGAACGUUGCAUCGCACAUAAUAAUGGGCCAGAAAGUCCAUCCUGAUGCCACAACUACUGGAGGCUGGACCGCUUUACAUUGGGCUGUCAGACGCGGGUGGACGACCAUGGUUUCCACGUUACUGUCCUACAACGCUACACCCAGCUUAACAACAGCGCUUGAUGGGUGGAGUUCAUUACAUUUGGCUGCGAAAGAAGGCCAUGCUGAUAUUGUACAGAGGCUUAUUGACACCGGCGUCGACAUCAAUGCAAAGGAUGUUCAUUCCAGGACAGCCUUAUACCUUGCAACUUGGGGUGGUCACGGUGAUGUUGUUCGCUGCCUUUUAGAGGCUCUUGCUGAUCCAAGAAUCUCAAAUGCCCACGGUGCCACGGCGCUCCAUUGUGCUGCCAAACGAGGACACGAGCUCAUUGUGAGCGAAUUGCUUUCCAAAGAUAUAGACAUCAAUGCGGUUGAUAAAGUUGGACUCACUGCCUUGGAUGAAGCUAUCCGAAAGCAAAAUACAAAGGUCAUCGAGAGGCUGAUUGAGGCGCGAGCACAGAUAAGGUGGAAUACUAAGAUGUUACCAAACGACAGCAUCGUCCAUGAUCUCAAUUGGCGAGCUUACAUGGUCAAUGAGCAAAGAACUGGACGAGUACAGAAGGGCAAUCAAUGCAAGUGCCACGUUCUGGAGAAGACUUCUACACAUGACUACUCUUCAUCGUCAGCGAUGGUCUUUCGCAAGACAUUUUCUCUAUCAACCGACAUUCAGGGACUGGUAAGGAAGUAUUUCGAGUCUGAACGUAUGAUUCUCCAUCGACUUCGACACCCAAAUGUAGUAGCAUGCUUGGACUUUGACGAGGACCCGGACCAGAAUGCAUUUCUUCUUUAUAUGGAGUACUGUGACCUCGGAGACCUCAAAACCUGUCAUGGGCGGCCAUUAGAUAUGUCCAGCGACAGUGACCAGGAAGAGGAUGAUGUUGAUGAAACUGAAGAUGAUGAGGAUAAGCACUAUGGCUUUUAUGCAGAAGACUCAUCCUCAAGGAGUGAAACGACAGCGCUGGACUCGAAGAGCGUUUGGAGCCUGAUUGCCCAAGUAUCGUUGGCUUUGGCCUAUCUACACUAUGGCUUAGCUAUCAAUUAUCGAGAAGGAAACUGGGAAGCCUCUGUUGAAAGUUUGUGGCACAAUGUCAUACAUCGAGACAUAAAGCCAGCUAAUAUUGUGAUGCAAAGUUGCAAGUCUGACGGCCGUAUCUACAAGCUUUGCGACCUUGGGAUAGCCUCCGAGGCAGGGAAGGGCCCUGAAUACAACACAACGCAAUGGAUCGGCAGCCAAGGAUUUCUGCCUCCGGAAGUGAUUCGAGGCAGUCAGUGGUCGACAAAAGGAGAUAUUUGGUCGUUUGGAGCCACGGUCCUCGAGUUGAUGAAACUCAAGGACUCCAAAUUGAAAAAAGCGACAAAGAUAAUGAUCGACAAGUGCACCCAUAAAUACCCAAACAUGAGGCCUAGCAGUCUGGAGAUUUUACACGAGGUUCACAACCUGCUUGAGAGAAAUGACCUUCUGCAUGCCUUACCUCAUCCAUCGAGCCUUCAGAUUCAGGCAGUCCAUAACCUUUUGGGUGGUCAUGAAGGAGGUUACAUCCUGCAAGCGUUCAAAUUGGUGUCAGAGCUCUUGGAUGAUAUUGUGCCUUUCCACGAUCAAGGGGCCAAAGAUCGUCGCAAAGGUAUAAUCCAACGGCUUGGCCUUCUAUGGAAAGAUGGUGCCGAGGCCCCUUUCAUGGAACAUUUAAAUGAUUUCUCACUUCACAUUUUGGUACUACUUCCCUUGUCACCUAAAACUCGUGCAACGCACUUCCGCAAAGCUAUCACCUCCACCCGCGUGAACGCGCGGUGGCAACGAUCACGCUGGACGCCUCUGCACCUUGCAGUACAGGAAGGGAAGAAAGAGAUUGUGGCAGAUCUAUUAGACAAUGGAGCGAAUAAGGACAAGGAAGACAUACAUAAGUAUGUCCCGAGACAUUACGCAGACUCGCCGUGCGCUGAACUACUGCUCUAG
Fusarium mangiferae is the source of this 3966-nucleotide messenger RNA. RefSeq lists its product as uncharacterized. Gene Ontology annotation, biological process: protein phosphorylation. Lineage: Eukaryota; Fungi; Ascomycota; Sordariomycetes; Hypocreales; Nectriaceae. Bases 1 to 3966 code for a protein of 1321 amino acids. The record is from RefSeq and is a predicted model, not a curated record. The transcript has 8 exons. Gene Ontology annotation, molecular function: protein binding; protein kinase activity; ATP binding.